Messenger RNA from Volvox carteri f. nagariensis, 2084 nucleotides. RefSeq lists its product as uncharacterized. The record is from RefSeq and is a predicted model, not a curated record. Lineage: Eukaryota; Viridiplantae; Chlorophyta; Chlorophyceae; Chlamydomonadales; Volvocaceae. The transcript has 11 exons. The coding region runs from base 1 to 1527 and encodes 508 amino acids.
AUGCCGCCGUACUAUGCGCCCUGCCUUGCGAAGGUCAAACCCAAUCUGGAGUACGGAGAAGAAAUCGUUUACCCGGAUUUUGAGGCCGCCAUGCCGGGCUUCUUCAACGCCGAUGACGCCCAGCAAUGGCUCGACACCAACUACGGUCCCGGCAGCCAGGGCCAGACUGGGGCCAACAAGCGGGUCAUAGUGGACCGGCGACAGGGGCGACUGGUGUUCUCGGGACUUAGAGGACAGAACCUGGUGUUCAAGGACGUGGCUUACACGGACGGCGGAUUGCCCACCACCUGGCUAUCCGACUCGAGCCACUGUCUGGGGCACAUGUCAACCACGGAGACGUUCGAACAAGUGGUAAGGCCGCCACUGCAGUCGCCGCCGCAGCAGGAGGAAGGGCACCAGCGGGGGCGGGGCCGGGGGCGGAGGCAGCAGCGGGGCCGGCAAGGGAGUGCAGCCGGGAUGGGGGUGAGAGGUCUCGCGGAUGCGGGGUUGCAGGUCGUGGAGGAGGCCGCAGUGUACGUCACGCCGGACAGUUCCAGCCUGGAAUCGAAACAAGAUAUCGUACAAAUCAUGUGGAGUUGGCUACCGCACAUCAAGAGGAAGCAAUUUAUGACCCCUACUUACGAACUUAUGCAUGUACGGCGGCUGUUGGUGUCGUGCCGAGUGCCGUACGUGCAUCCGUACCUCUUCUUCCGAUUACAGGAAAUGGUGAUGGGUCCCGAUGCCCCUCGGGUGCCGCUGUCGGAGCGGAAGGUGGUGGUCUGGUACAGCAGGUCCAGUAACGAUCUCAGUCGUCAGAACAGCGGCCGCGAGAUCGUGAACGAGAAGGAGGUGAUGGACGCCAUCGAGGAGCUGCUGAAGAGCCGGGGCCGGGGGGAGAGGCUGGAGCUCAACCACCCCCACAUUCACACGUACAUCCCAACAUACAUAAAGUUUUACAUAAAAUUUUACAUACAUACAUACCGUUGCCCCCGGGAGAUCCCGGGAUCGAGACUUGUGCACCCCCCUGUCGCGUCGUCCAUGGACCCCCUCGACUACAUCCUCUACCUCAACCGCAACGCCGCAGCCUUCCUGGGCCCACACGGAGGCGGUCUGUGCAACUUCAAAUGGCUAGCUACCAACACGCUGGUUCUGGAGCUGAUGCCGCGAGAUUGGAUCAACACCCCGCUGUACGAGGAGGCCAUCGGACAUGGGCUCAACUACUGGGUUGAUUUGCUGGAGCCUCGUGGCCACAAUCACAACAUGGCGGCCAACGUCAGCAACAUCAUUUCACUGCUGAGCGAAGAACUGGGAAAGGAACCGGUCCGCGGCCCCAUUAUCCGCUACCGCUACGACUGGCCCGCGGUUCUGGAUGACACGCGUGUGGAGUCGUCAAGGACCUCGGCGGCGGCGGCGGCGGCGGCGGAGGAGGGGAAGCAGGAGAAGGAAAAGGAAAAGGAGGAGGGGAAGCAGGAGAAGGAAAAGGAAAAGGAGGGGAAGGAGAAGGGGAAGGAAAAGGAGGAGGGGAAGGAAAAGGAGGAGGGGAAGUGAGGUAUCAACGGGGCCCUGGCAACGAGUGCAGAACUGCAGUCGAACAGCUGUAGAUAGGUUUCCACACGUCCGUAUCGGUUUGAGGAGAGGAAAGUGGUGUUGAAGCGGCGGCGGCGGCGGUGUGGCGACAGUGCUGGCUAGUUGGUUGGCAAGGAAAGCAGGGAUGGGCGGGGCGGUUCCUGGAAGGAAGGGGGGAUAGAACCGGCGACUAUGGGCGACAGUCUAUGGGUGACAGUAGUACGGGAGAGCUAUGCAAAACCAAGCCUAGGGUGGAAGCGGUGGUGUUGAUGGAAUGAAUAAUGGUAGGGAGGAAGACGCGUCUUUGCGUUUAGACGUUUCACGGAGGACCAAUCGGCGCUUUUUUAAAGGGUUUGGUGGUUUAUCAGUCUGUUUGUCAUUCAUCCAUUCGUUUAACAUCCGUACAAUUAAUGAUUGUGAGUGAUAUAUAAUUACAUGAAUAAAGGCUGGUAUUUUGUCCUUUGUCGGCAAAGUUGGCAAAAUGAUUUUGGUAUACUUUGCAGGCAGCCACCAUAAGAAAGGUAAUAUGGGUAUGAUCG